GCCUGAUUUGUGGGCAAUGUUGGGGAUGUAGAAAAAAAAAAGGAAACCGGAGCAAAGAGAGAGCGCAAGGGAGAGAUAGGGAGACAACACUAACUGGGUAGCUAUGGAGAUAGUAGGUUUUCCUGGUAGCUUUCUUUGACAGGUGUCGAGUGGGAUAAAACAAAGUAUCAGAAACAGCCUCCAAGAUGUACGGCAAGGGCAAAGGAGCUGUGGUCCCCUCCGAUAGCCAAGCGAGAGAAAAGUUAGCGUUAUAUGUGUACGAGUACCUGCUACAUGUGGGAGCACAGAAGUCCGCACAGACCUUCCUGUCUGAGAUUCGAUGGGAGAAGAAUAUUACAUUAGGGGAGCCUCCCGGAUUCCUCCAUUCGUGGUGGUGUGUAUUCUGGGAUUUGUAUUGUGCGGCUCCAGACCGAAGGGAGACAUGCGAGCACUCCAGCGAGGCAAAAGCCUUCCAUGACUAUAGUGCAGCGGCAGCGCCCAGCCCUGUGAUGGGCAACAUGCCCCCGAAUGACGCCAUGCCAGGUGGUCCCAUGCCCCCAGGCUUCUUCCAGGGACCACCCGGCUCUCAGCAGUCCCCCCACGCACAGCCCCCCCCACACAACCCCAGCAACCCCAUGAUGGGACCCCAUGGCCAGCCUUUCAUGUCACCACGGUAUCCAGGUGGACCGCGUCCCGCACUCCGAAUGCCAAAUCAGCCUCCGGGGGGAAUCCCUGGAUCUCAGCCUCUCCUGCCAAACAGUUUGGACCCGACAAGACCGCAAGGACAUCCUAACAUGGGUGGACCUAUGAGAAUGAACCCCCCUCGAGGAAUGGCCAUGGGCCCACAGAAUUACGGAGGUAUGAGGCCUCCUCCCAACUCCAUGGGCGGUCCCAUGCCAGGAAUGAACAUGGGUCCCGGAGGAAGAGGGCCUUGGCCAGGACCUAAUGCUAACUCUAUAGCCUACUCCUCCUCAUCUCCAGGAAACUAUGUGGGUCCUCCAGGAGGAGGAGGUCCACCUGGAACUCCCAUCAUGCCCAGCCCAGGUGAUUCGACUAACUCCAGUGAAAACAUCUAUACAAUGAUGAAUCCAAUCGGACCGGGAGGCAACAGACCCAACUUCCCUAUGGGACCUGGGCCUGACGGGCCAAUGGGAGCUAUGGGAGCCAUGGAGCCACACCACAUGAACGGAUCACUAGGGUCUGGGGAUAUGGACGGGUUGCCAAAGAGCUCCCCUAAUAACAUGGGGGGCAUGAACAACCCUCCUGGAACGCCAAGAGAUGACGGCGAAAUGGGCGGGAACUUCUUGAACCCAUUCCAAAGCGAAAGUUAUUCACCCAACAUGACGAUGAGUGUGUGAUUUUAUUUUUUCCUUUUUUUUGUAUUUUUCUUUAUUUCCUCCCUCCUAUUUUUGUACCCCUGCACCUGAUUUUUUUUCUUCAAUUCAAUCCUUACUUCACCUCGGAUUGGACCACCUCCCCCUCCUCACACACACACCCUCUGCCCCCCCCCCAUAUGGGAUCCGCUAUCCAACCCCCACCUACCCACCACCACCCCUUUUGUCCUUCUCACUCUACGGGAACUCUACGGCCACGCAGCCUUCUGGGACAGCCCUUGAGCAUGCUGGGACUCUUAUUAAGACGGGCCCUCCUGGAGCAUGCAAGAUGGCCGCCGGUCUGAAUAGGAAGCAGUCACAGAGCAACAGGAAGAGCCUCCUCUCUGACUCCGGCCCGGGCCUCCCUGGCUUCCUGUCAGGUUCUAGACAAUGAGCGAGGGAAGGAGGACAAACAGAGAGAAAGAGGGAGUGAGGAGACUGGAUAAUAACACAGCCCUCGCAUGAGGACACAGCGUUGGGUCUUUUAGCCGCCGCCUGAAGCUUCUCAACCUGGACUUUUUAUCGUCUUUUUUUUGUUGCCGUUCCUCCCGACGGAUUCAGUUGAGGGUCGGACAUUCGAUGACCCCGUUGCCCCCCCCCCCCAUAUUGUUCUCUCUGUGUGUACAUUUUUUAACAGAGGUGUUGUGAUGAUCAGUGAACUCUUUCUUUUUCUCCAUUUUUUUGUGUAUGUAUUGUAUCAUGCUAUUUUUAUUAUUGUAUUAUUGUUAUUAAUGAUAUUGCUAUGAUCAUUUUAAGAUUAGGUUCUAAUUUCUGUUGUUUCUAAGGGCACAUUAAUGCGAUGAAGACAGCACGUGUGCACACAGAUCAGAAACUAUUUGCUGUGUAACAUGUGGCUCCGUGCGAGCACACUGCCCCCUGCUGGUAAGAUUUAUCCAUCACGGUACUGAUUGGCCCUUUUUUUUAAUAUAUAUAUAUCUCUCUCAGAGUUUUAGCAGCCAUCUAAAUUUUUAACUCCUCGUUCGAUAACCAGAAGAAGAAGCGGCUCCUGUUUUUAGUAGCUUCCAUGCAGUGAAAUGCACAGCUCUAUUUAUUUAUGUACUUUUAAAUUUGUCUUAUGAAUCAUUGUUACUUUUUUAAAAGUGUUAUCCCUGUUUUUUUUUGUUAACUGCAGAACUAGUAGCAACUGUGUAAAUAUUCAGAUCCAGUCAGCAGCGUCUCCUCAUCUCCGUCGUUAGACCCCCUCUGUCCAAGCCCCCGAAGGUGCUGAAGACCCUCCACUCAUGCUGCUUCCUCUAAUGCUGCCCACUUAGGUUACCGUUCACUCCGACACGUGUCGUAGGCCGCGUUAUCGUCUCUGCUGAACUGUAGUGAACACUUGGAUUGUUUUUUUGUUUGCUGACAAGUCCUCAACACACUGUGAUGUAUGUCUGUGCUUUAUGGGAAUUUUGCUUUCACACACCAGUCUCAGUUUAGCUUUGCAGACGUCUUGCUGUCGCACACGCCCUCUGAAAGGACUUCCGGCGCUCUGCUGAUCGGCGUUUUUUCGUCGGAGCAAAGCAGGAAGCGGAAAGGCUCUGUUGACUCUGAUGAGCGGCCUCCUUCCCUUUGCUCAUGUUGAAGAAAAAGACCUCCGUCCUUUCCUCCCCCCCCCCCCCUCUUUUCUCACCUUUCUGACGGGCCAGCAUCGAAACACACUCCCACACCACCCCCCCUCUCUGAUUCUUUUUUUUUUUUUUGUACAACUCUCUCCAUCUUUUUGAUUUUAAUUUUUUUGUAAAUACUGUAAAAUGCAUUUUGAUAUCAUUGACAUGUUUUGAUAUUUUCAAAAUCACAACAACAGUUGAUCAGAAACGAUUUCGGGGCAACUGUGUGUUCAGAGAUGGUGUGUCUUUGAUGGCGAGAAACAGAAACUGGAGCUGCUAUAGAACUAUUAUGCUAUUUCACCUCAUCACAGACAGACGUGGCGCCUCACCGCGCGUCAGAGCUGUAGCGUCAAGGGAUCUGAGACGAGGACCAGGGAGGACAAUUUCGUAGUGAGUGUGUUUAGACGCCUCUUAGCUAACUCACUGUCACACACAUUUCCUCGACAGAUCUUCAAAUGAAAUACGAGUCUCCCUCCUCUGCCUCUGUUCUUGGGAAAUUCUUGAGUAAGGUGGCCAAGACGCCACAAACACAUGUAUUUUUCACUGUGUUGGACAGAGAAUUUGCAAGAACAGAGCGACAGAGGCCAGUUCUCGUAAUAAAACUUGUCCCUCCCGCGUCUGCCUCCGACACAUUUAACUACCCUCUUGACAAAAAGCGAAAGCGGGGCACACAGGACACUGGCUCUCAAUCUGACACACCAGGGACCAGAGUACAGACUUUACUAUGAAGGAUUUUUUUUUAAUCUAUUUAAAAAUGGGGCGGGGAGAAAUGUUUUUGGGAAAGUAAAGAGAAAAAAGAUUUGUGCUUAUUGCUGAGAAGAGGUAGAGAGAGUGCGGGAACAGGCGUUUCCUCCCCUGUACUUUGAAAUACUGUUGUAUAAAAUGCAGUCGAACUUCUCUCUAUCUUUCUGUCCUGUAAGUAAAGCCGUCACAACGUUGAUCAUUUCUGUAUUUCUAUUGUGCUGAUGUAUAAUACUGUAACAUUCAGGGGUAGGGAGGGUUGAGAGAGGAAUUUUUUUGAGGGGAGUAAAGAUUUUUCUGUUGAGUUCCUCAUUAUUUUUUCCUCUUGAUGACAAAGCAGUAUUGAAUAUGAGGCAGUCUGUCCUUGGGGAGUUGCUUUGUAUCUCAUGUUAGGGUAGUUUCAGAUCCUAAAUGUCUCGUGUAGUAAAAUGAGAGGUUCCUUCUUCGUAUGUUUCUUUAUAUUGUAAAGUUUCUUUAGACAAAAAAAUGUUGCUUAUUGGAAAAAAAGGUGGGAAAACUGCAUUGAUAAUAAAUGUAAUUUUUUUUCGGUUUUGUUUUAAUUUUCAUCAAGUUGUCAGUCGUUUUUGCCUGUGUCCCCCUUGUUGUAGAUACAUAUUAAAAACAAAUAAAAUGACUUCACUCCUUUUGCCAUGAA
Molecule: messenger RNA, 4352 nt
Organism: Epinephelus moara (kelp grouper)
Lineage: Eukaryota; Metazoa; Chordata; Actinopteri; Perciformes; Serranidae
Exons: 18
Coding region: 186-1337 (383 amino acids)
Biological process (GO): positive regulation of transcription by RNA polymerase II
Cellular component (GO): nucleus
Molecular function (GO): protein binding; single-stranded DNA binding
Source: RefSeq, a predicted model, not a curated record